AUGUCUUUGUGUAAUGCUAACAAGUUACGACACCAACCAUGGACAGAUAUAUUCACUGGUGAUAGUUGUAUUGAUCGCCGAAAAUGUCGCCGCACUGUACCUAUGAAGGUCCUCGCAUUGGGUGUUGGUCGCACAGGAACAGCCUCUCUCCGAACUGCCUUACACCAAUUAGGCUACAUAAAAACCUACCACAUGAUGUCAGCUAGCAUUGAAAACCCCCCAGAUUGCCUCAUGUGGCUUGAUGCGCUGGCAGCAAAAUAUGACGGGGUUGGAAAGUUUGGGCGUAGGGAAUGGGAUCAACUACUUGGAGAUUGUCAGGCAGUCUGCGAUUGGCCAGCUUGCGCAUUUGCAAAAGAGCUCAUUGAGGCUUAUCCGAAUGCGAAAGUCAUUCUGACUACGAGGGACGUCGACUCAUGGCAUACAUCUACAAUGAAAACGGUAUAUUGGCGUGCUACCGAUGUCGAACACAAGUUCGUUUCAAAUUUUAGCUGGGCAGCAAGCAUGUACUAUCCCAUGAUUAAUAAAUUUUUUGCAACAUUCUUCCACAACGACUUCCCCAACCAGGGGAAACAAAUUUAUCGUGAGCAUCUGGCCGAAGUUCGCAGCCUAGUACCACCUGAACGAUUGUUGGAAUUCAAUGUCAAAGACGGAUGGGAGCCACUCUGCGAAUUCCUAGGAGAGGAAAUACCGGAAAACCCGUUUCCACGUUCGAAUGAUAUUGCCAACUUUAUCGAACGAAGCCGAAGACGUAAUAGGAGACAGAUGCUAAAUGCGGUCCUGCAGCUAUUCACUGUGGUAUUAAAGCUGUUGAUUAUCUUUUUUAUUGGCCAUUACGCCCUGAGGCGGUUUGAUGUCGUACCGAAAUUUCCAGCGGCAUUGAAUGAGACAAGUUUUUGGACUGGUCGGACCACUACGUGUUGAUAUAAUGAGUCUGCUUUAAGUCUGGGCGGCGAGAAUAUACUUCAAUGUUAGGACAAGCAGACAUCUGGACGUUCUUACAAAAAUACCGCGGGC
This is a messenger RNA of Talaromyces proteolyticus, 1014 nucleotides long. RefSeq names its product P-loop containing nucleoside triphosphate hydrolase protein. The record is from RefSeq and is a predicted model, not a curated record. Bases 1 to 921 code for a protein of 306 amino acids. NCBI's taxonomy places the organism in Eukaryota, Fungi, Ascomycota, Eurotiomycetes, Eurotiales, Trichocomaceae. The transcript has 3 exons.